Molecule: messenger RNA, 1770 nt
Organism: Branchiostoma floridae (Florida lancelet)
Lineage: Eukaryota; Metazoa; Chordata; Leptocardii; Amphioxiformes; Branchiostomatidae
Product: kinesin-like protein 2
Exons: 4
Coding region: 163-1584 (473 amino acids)
Biological process (GO): activation of protein kinase A activity; cell adhesion
Cellular component (GO): cytoplasm
Molecular function (GO): hyaluronic acid binding; protein kinase A regulatory subunit binding
Source: RefSeq, a predicted model, not a curated record
UAAGGUCGAAACGGUCGAACUCCAGUGAAAAUAGGAUACAUUGUUUCCAAACUAUCACUGUAUGUUACAGACGACCCAGACGGAGAAAAUGGCUGGCGGAGUCGAGUACGUGAUUUUCUGUCACGCUCCCGGCUGGUCAACAUUGUCCAGGGGACCGUCGUCAUGGCAACGUUGUUAACAUCUCUAGCACUCAUCCUGGUGCAAAUCAUCACUCCAAAUCCGGAUUUUGAUGUGCUCGUUAGCCGAUCAGCACUGGUCGGCCGUCUUCAGAAACAAGUGUUCAUCCUCGGGAAUCGUCUUGAAAACCGCGAAGCUGCCGUCAGGCGUCUGGAGGACGCCAUCUCCACCCUUAAGGAACAAGCUGAGAGCCAAUCAGGAUUCGUCGAUCCUCAAGAAAACAAAGUAUCUGUCUCCGAGAAGCGACUUGACAACAGCUCAGUACUGGUCAACAACAGGUCAGCGCUGGUCAACAACAGGUCAGCGCUGGUUAACAACAGCUCAGUACUAGUCAACCAUCUGGUGGACCGUCAAAUCCUCACCCAGAACCACGCUGCACUGGCCGACCAGUUCAAGAACGCGACAGGAGAGGGACCUACUACUCGUAGGUACCAUCCAGACGUAGUCCACCUAUUGGAGAACCGGGUAUCGAGCCUUGAGGAACGGUUUGCAAACCACUCGGCAGUUCCCAAACCUUUUUGGGACCGAGUAUUGACCCUUGAGGAACGCUCUGACAACCAUGCAGCCCUGAUGGGAACUUUGAAGAAGAAGAUAAUGGUCCAUGAUGAUCGCGAUAAGAGCUGCUCAACACUGGUCAACCUUCUUGAGAACCGCGUGUCGACCUUUGAGGAACGUCUAGAGAACAACUCAGCGCUGGGCAGCCAUUUGAAGAACGAGCUCUCAACCCUUGAGGAACGCCUUAAGAAUCGUACAGCACUGGUCGGCCGUUUGAAGGAACAGCUAUCGAGCCCAAACCAAGCUGCGCUGUUAAGCCGCCUGGAACAACAAGUGUUGACCCUGGAGGGACACAGCAAGACCCGCUCAGCGCUGACCAGACUUCUGGGGGUCCAAGUAUCGACCCUUGAAGAACGUCUCGAAAGCCGAUUGGCACUGGACAGUCGUCUGGAGAACCAAGUAUCGAUCCUUGAGCAACGCCUGGAAAACCGCGAAGAACUGUCCAGCCAGUCAGCCCUUGGUCUUGACCCGGACAAGAAGCAAACAGCCCAUGACGAUGUGCAAUCAACAAAAUUCCAACAGUCGAACCUGAUGAUGAAGGCUGACUCGUGCAGCAAAGAAGGGCAGGUUUUCCACCUGCAGUCUCCAAAGGGCAAGUAUCAGUAUAGCUUUGAUGAAGCUCGCCAGGCAUGUGCCGAACAUGGCGCCGUCCUGGCAUCCCUAGACCAGCUGUACGUCCACAGACCGGAUGGGUAUUGGCUCUGUAAGUGUGGAUGGAUGUCUGACGCCAGAGCUGGCUUAGUCAUGUACAACGCCAGGUCGGACUGUCUGAAUAAGAAAGGAUUUCACCAGUGUACCCGCCAUACGGCCUACAACGCCUGGUGCUUCUGCCGUGCCGACAGUCGGCACUGAAGACAGCAGGCGGUACGGGUGAUGGAAUGAACAAAAGUACAAGUGGCAGCAGUUCGUGUUGCCUGCCACAAUGCAAUUGUCAUGUAGUGUUUACUUAAUCUCAAAGCAGAUCCUACAAUGGCAUAAGAUAGUACCAAACUGGCCAAGGAGUGUAGUUAGCCAAGAGGUAGCGAAACACACUCCUAA